Messenger RNA from Alnus glutinosa, 4094 nucleotides. Its product is annotated as pentatricopeptide repeat-containing protein At4g31850, chloroplastic. The record is from RefSeq and is a predicted model, not a curated record. Gene Ontology annotation, molecular function: protein binding. The transcript is spliced from 2 exons. Lineage: Eukaryota; Viridiplantae; Streptophyta; Magnoliopsida; Fagales; Betulaceae. The coding region runs from base 391 to 3714 and encodes 1107 amino acids.
ACCAAUGAAUGCAAUUUCGUCCCUCGUUCUGACAAGAAUUUUUGGUGACUAACCGCACCUUAUCGUUUUCUCUACUAAACUAAAACCGAAAAAUAUCCGAAAGGCUAAUCACAGGAACUGAAGUCCAUGGCCACGGAGUUCCCACUUAGCUGACGCUCUCGCCAUAGCCAAUCUCAUCUUCUACAGAGCAAUACGCUCUCUCUUUCUGUCUCUCUCUCUCUCUCCGCACCUUUAAGCCAUACAGGUUAGUUCAUGCCCGUUUGUAUGUCUCUACGUUAUUUUGUUUUCUCACAAGCAAUUCAACAGUCACCAUACACGCAUAAACCAAUUCAUUUCUUGUUUCUGGGAUAGACUCGUUUUUGCUCAUUCCUUUUUUGGUAUAAUUCCAUCAUGGCUGUGUUAAUCCUCUGCUCUUCAAGUAUGUGCUGUAGUAAUAUCACUUAUGGUUCUGCUUUCACUGAUAGUAAGACAUAUGUUUCAAGCCACAAUGGGUUGCUAGGAGGAAGGAAGUGUAGGAAUUUGAAGGUUUUGCCUAGUGGGUCUAUGGUGAACUGGAAGAAACACAGGAGAAGAGUAGUGGGUUUUUGUGGGUUUGUAAUGAAAAGUCCAAAUGGGAAGCCCAAAAAUGCAGUGUCUUCGGAGGAAGUUAUUGGGGUUUUGAAGUCGAUUUCAGACCCAAGUUGUGCUUUUUCUCACUUUAACUCUGUUGCCCAGUUGCCCAGUGUUGUGCAUACCACUGAAACAUGUAAUUUCAUGCUUGAAGUCCUGAGGGUUCACGGGAGGGUGGGGGAUAUGGCUGUUGUGUUCGAUUUGAUGCAAAAACAAAUCAUUAACAGGAACUUGAAGACCUAUUUGACUAUUUUUAAAGGCCUUUACAUUAGAGGUGGGAUUCACCAAGCACCAAGUGCCCUCAAAAAGAUGCGAAAAGCUGGGUUUGUUCUCAAUGCAUAUUCGUAUAACGGGUUGAUCCAUUUGGUACUUCAGUCUGGCUUUUAUAAGGAGGCUUUGGAGGUUUAUAGAAGUAUGGUCUCAGAAGGGAAUAAGCCUAGCCUGAAGACUUACUCAGCGCUUAUGGUGGCAUUGGGGAAGAGAAGGGAUGUUGAAACGGUAAUGGAUUUGUUAAAAGAGAUGGAAAGUUUGGGGUUGAGGCCAAACGUAUACACAUUCACUAUAUGCAUUAGAGCACUUGGGAGGGCUGGGAAAAUUGAUGAAGCACAUUCGAUUCUGAAGAGAAUGGAUGAUGAGGGAUGUGGGCCUGAUGUCGUUACUUAUACUGUUAUUAUAGAUGCUCUUUGUAAUGCAGGGAAACUUGAUGAUGCCAAGGAAUUAUUUGCAAAGAUGAAAGCUACCAGUCAUAAACCUGAUCGAGUAACCUACAUUACUUUGCUGGACAAGUUUAGUGACUGCAGAGACUUGGAUACACUGAAAGAAAUUUGGCAUGAAAUGAAAAAGGAUGGCUAUGCUCCUGAUGUGGUUACUUUUACCAUCUUUGUUGGUGCCUUAUGCAAAGCUGGGAAUGUUGAUGAAGCAUUUGACAUGUUGGAUGUUAUGAAGAAGCAAGGGGUCUCACCGAAUCUUCAUACUUAUAAUGCAUUGAUUUGUGGACUUUUAAGCCUAAAUAGGUUGGACGAGGCAUUUAAACUUUUCAAUGAUAUGCAAUCUCUGGGAGUUGAACCUACUGCCUAUACAUACAUCCUUUUCAUUGACUAUUAUGGAAAGUCUGGUGAUCCUAGCAAAGCUAUUCAGACCUUUAAGCAAAUGAAAAUUAGAGGAAUUGUUCCUAAUAUUGUUGCUUGUAAUGCAUCUUUGUAUAGCCUUGCUGCAAUGGGUAGGCUUAAAGAAGCAAAAGAUAUGUUUAAUGGGAUUAAAAAUAGUGGGCUUGCUCCGGAUACGGUAACUUAUAACAUGAUGAUGAAGUGCUACAGUAAGUCGGGUCAAGUAGAUGAAGCCAUUAAAUUACUUUCUGAGAUGAUGGGAAAUGGAUGUGAACCUGAUGUUAUCAUAAUUAAUUCUUUGAUUGACACACUUUACAAGGCUAAACGAGUAGAUGAAGCAUGGAAAAUGUUUUGCAGAAUCAAGGACAUGAAACUUGCUCCUACAGUUGUGACUUACAACACACUACUAGCUGGACUAGGGAAGAACGGUCAAGUUCAAAAAGCAAUCGAGUUUUUCGAGAGCAUGACUGGGCUCGGGUGUCCUCCAAACACAGUAACUUUCAACACACUCCUGGAUUGUCUUAGCAAAAAUGAACAGGUUGACUUGGCCUUGAAAAUGCUUUUUAAAAUGACAACAAUGAACUGCCUUCCUGAUGUAUUGACUUACAACACUAUUAUUUAUGGCCUAAUUAAAGAAAAUAGAGUUAAUGAUGCGUUCUGGUUCUUCCAUCAGAUGAAGAAAUGGCUGUAUCCUGAUCAUGUAACUUUAUGCACCCUACUUCCUGGUGUUGUAAAGGACCGGUCGAUUGAGGAUGCUUUCAAGAUUACCAAGGAUUUUGUAUAUCAGGUUGGGGUUCAGACAGACGGGCCUUUUUGGGAAGAUUUAGUGGGAGGGAUAUUGACGGAAGCUGAAUUAGAUAAAGCCAUAUUAUUUGCUGAAAGACUGGUGUCCAAUGGGAUUUGCCACGAUGAGUCAGUAUUGAUUCCUUUCAUUGUAUUUUUGUGUAAGCAUAAGAAAGCUCUUGAUGCUGAAAUUUUGUUUGUGAAAUUUACCAAAACUCUGGGAAUUACCCCAACACUGGAAGUAUAUAAUUGUUUGAUUGAUGGGCUUCUUGAAAUCCGGAGUACUGAAAGAGCUUGGGAUCUUUUCACAGAGAUGAUGAACAGUGGUUGUGCCCCAGAUGUUUUCACAUACAACUUGUUGCUUGCUUCUCAUGGAAAAGCUGGGAAGAUAAAUGAACUUCUUGACCUGUAUAAAGAGAUGCAUUGUAGGGGAUGCAAGCCUAACACCAUAACUCAUAAUAUAUUGAUCUCUGGUCUUGUAAAAUCUAAUAGUUUAGAUAAGGCUAUAGGUCUUUACUAUGAUCUCAUAAGUGGUGAUUUUUCUCCCACACCUUGUACAUAUGGCCCUCUUCUAGAUGGACUUUUGAAGUCAGGAAGACUCGAGGAAGCAAUGCAGUUCUUUGAAGAGAUGCUGGACAGUAGAUGCAAGCCCAACUGUGCCAUUUACAAUAUUCUUAUAAAUGGAUUUGGGAAAGCUGGUGAUGUGGAAACUGCUUGCGAGUUUUUUAAAAGAAUGGUCAAAGAAGGAAUAAGACCUGAUUUGAAGUCUUACACCAUUCUUGUGGAUUGCCUGUGCAUGGCAGGGAGAGUUGAUGAUGCUUUGCAUUACUUUGAGGAACUAAAGGCGACUGGCAUCGAUCCCGACUUGGUCUCUUACAAUCUUAUAAUUAGUGGACUUGGAAGAUCACAGAGGAUAGAGGAAGCUCUUUCUCUUUUUCAUGAAAUGCAAAAUAAGGGCAUUACUCCUGAUCUUUACACUUACAAUUCAUUAAUCCUCAAUCUUGGGAUUGUUGGAAUGGUGGAGCAAGCUGGGAAGAUGUAUGAAGAACUGCAACUUUUAGGUCUUGAACCGGAUGUGUUCACCUACAAUGCUCUCAUUCGAGGAUAUGGUAUGUCAGGAAAUCCAGACCAUGCUUAUGCAGUCUACAAGAAGAUGAUGGUCGGUGGCUGCAUCCCCAACAUGGGAACUUUUGCACAGCUUCCUAAUCAGUCUUGACAUUAUUGAGCUCAUGGGGUCACUGGAUUGUACAUUCUUGCUGAUAGGUAUAUCAGCGAUGCUUCAGCCCAACUGCAGUAAAUGGGUUUGGUAAUUAUCAUGCACGUACAAAUUCAAUUUUGUGGGAAUAACUUUGUUCAUCCUGACACUAGAUGUAUUUGAAAGGUUGGUGGUAAGAAAUCUGUCCUGUUUAAGACACCCUUAUCCGUCCUGAAUUUGAAGUCUUCUGAAGUGUUGUUGUCAAGAACUGUGAAUAUUUUGCCUUUUUACCCUAUGUUUAUAAGGCUCUGUAAUGUAAUAAUUUGAUUUUUAAAGUGUAAAUGCUAUAUCUUGUACUAUCCAUGUCCUUGAUCAUUGUUGAAGCAAUUUUUUUCAGACUA